GACACCAAUAUGCGAAACACCCACCAGCAGCUGAGCAGGACCACUUCGGCGAGACCAGGGCAGGAUGCGCGGCUCCAGGCUCCAGGGACAACCAUAGGGCUGCUCAAGUUUCUGUCAGACACCCCCCAGGCUGAGCAGGGGAGGACCAGGAGUGGUGAUGGUGUGAUUCGGGGCCAGCAGCCAAGGUCUCGGAGCGCAGGGCAGAUGACAAAGAAGGACCGGAGGCCACAGGCCCGGAACAAGAAAGGGCAUGGCUCUGCUGAGGCUGAAGAUCUCAUCCCUUCUUCUCCUCGGAAACCCUCCUUCCCCUUCCAAUGGGCCUGGGAGAGCUUCACCACUGACAGCCGGGCUCUACAUCAGCCUAGCUCCUUCUCGGUCCCUGGCUACCAAGUUACAUCCUUGCCCCAAGCACUUCUCAAGUAUAAGACCAUGUGCAAGUCCACGGCCACCCUCCCAGAGGCCCAAGGCUUCUGCUGGAAGACAGAAGUGCCAAACCUGGAGAGGAGCCAGCAGCUCAGGGCCCGCAGUGGCAGCCCCACCUCCUCCGGCAAAGGGAAGAGCCAAGAACUGGAAGGGCUCAGUGAAUGGGACCUCCAGCCAUCUGGGAAGAGGUCAGGGUCAGGAUCCGAGUCUGAGGAAGGCAUUGAGCUGGAAGCCCUGGGUGCUGAGGAGGCAGAGAGGGGCUUGAGCCUUGGGGAACUGCCCUACCUCCUCAGGAGAGGGUCGAUCUUAGAAGAUGAGCAGUUUGCAGAGGUGACAGAGGAGGCCGAGGAGGGGGAGCACAGGGCCCCCUAUAGAAGGAGGGCUGGUUCUCAGAGGAAGGGGCCCAACAUUUGCAAGGAGGCCUCCAGUGAGGGUGACCUGCAGGGCAAGGGGAACAGCUUGAGCUCCAACCUCAGAGGAUCACAGAGGAGGAAAUCAAGGGCCAAGGACCUGGAGGGGCCAUGGGACCUGGAGAAGCUGCAGAGGCAUUUACAGCAAGACUUGGACUGUGGCCCUGAAAAGCAGCCCUGGAAGGCUUUGCGGACUGCUGUCCAGGCCUCCAAUCGGAGUGGGAAGACCUAUGCCUUGGAAGAUGAAGAGACUUUCCUGUUUGCCAACUUUCCCAACCGUACCUUCCACAAACGACAGGAGGCCACGAGAAGCCUGCUGCAGGCCUGGGAGCGGCAGCAGCAGGAGGAGCGGCAGCAGGCUGAGCUGCGGAGGGCCCGGGAGCAGCGGGUCCAGCAGCAGGUGGCUCGCUGCCUGGCGGCCUAUGCGCCCAGAGAGAGCCGGGGGCCGGGGGCCACCCAGCGCAAGCUGGAGGAGCUGAGGCGGCAGGAGCGACAGCGCUUUGCUCAGUAUCAGGCAGAGCUGCGAGGCAUCCAGCACAGGGUGCAGGCCCGGCCCUACCUGUUCCAGCAGGCCAUGCAGGUCAACGCCCGGCUCUCGGUCACCCGGCGCUUCUCCCAGGUGCUCUCAGCACUGGGACUGGAUGAGGAGCAGCUGCUGGCUGAGGCAGAAAAGGGGGACAGAGAGGGCACCUCCAGGAAACCCAGGAGCCACAGGUCAACGGGGGCGAGAAUGGAGCACUCUUUUGAGAGUCCUCCAAAGACAGAGCGCACUGGAAGCCAGCCUGACAGGCACUCCACUCCAAGCCCAAACCAAGAGUCCAGCCCCUAA
Molecule: messenger RNA, 1662 nt
Organism: Neogale vison (American mink)
Lineage: Eukaryota; Metazoa; Chordata; Mammalia; Carnivora; Mustelidae
Gene: TSGA10IP
Product: testis specific 10 interacting protein
Exons: 8
Coding region: 10-1662 (550 amino acids)
Biological process (GO): cilium organization
Cellular component (GO): photoreceptor connecting cilium; ciliary basal body; cilium
Source: RefSeq, a predicted model, not a curated record